Molecule: messenger RNA, 307 nt
Organism: Staurois parvus
Lineage: Eukaryota; Metazoa; Chordata; Amphibia; Anura; Ranidae
Source: the annotation of a GenBank genome assembly
ACACAGCAGAUCACCGAUCAAUGGAAAGAGCCAAUGACAUUGGCUCUGUCAUGUGAUCAGCUGCGUCCAAUCACAGCUGAUCACAUGGGACAUGAGCACUGAUGAUCAGUCCCCAUCAGUGCCACCUGUCACUGCCUAUCGAUGCCACCUGUCAGUGCCCAUCAAUACCACCUGCCAGUGCCCAUCAGUGCACAUCAAUGCCACAUAUCAGUGCCUACUAGUGCACAUCAAUGCCACAUAUCAGUGCCCAUCUGAGCUGCCUUUCAGUGCCACCUAUCAUUGUCAGUCAGUGCCGUCGCCUAUCAGU